Molecule: messenger RNA, 9382 nt
Organism: Peromyscus maniculatus bairdii (prairie deer mouse)
Lineage: Eukaryota; Metazoa; Chordata; Mammalia; Rodentia; Cricetidae
Gene: Rad54l2
Product: RAD54 like 2
Cellular component (GO): nucleus
Molecular function (GO): ATP binding; ATP hydrolysis activity
Source: RefSeq, a predicted model, not a curated record
CCGCGAGCGGAGGCUGAGAGCGCCGCCGCCGGAGAAGACCGACCCUCGGCCAGAGCCAGCCCGCGGCGCCCGGGCCUGGCUGGCUGCUUCCCGCCUCAGCCGCUGCUCCGGCUCCCGCCGCCGCAGACACCGUCCAGGCGGCCGCGGCGGAACGCGAGGUCCUUCGGCCCAGCCCGGUCCGGUGCGGCCCGGAUCCGUGGCACGGGAGGACCCCUAUAGUGGACCAUGAGUCGGUAAUGCCCACUGAGGACUUCUGGGAGCCAUGUCAGACGAAUCCGCCUCAGGGAGCGAUCCAGACCUGGACCCGGACGUGGAGCUGGAGGAUGCGGAAGAGGAGGAGGAGGAGGAGGAGGUGGCAGUGGAGGAGCAUGACAGGGAUGACGAGGAAGACCUGCUGGAUGACCCGUCCCUGGAAGGCAUGUGUGGCACUGAGCAUGCCCAGUUGGGGGAAGAUGGGCAGCGGCCGCCGCGGUGCACUUCAACUACCUCAUCUCAGUCUGAGCCUUCAGAGCAGCUUAGGCACCAAGGCAAGAUCCUAGCAUCCGAUGACCCCAAAAAGAAGAGAGCUCAGAAGCCCUCUCAUAUGCGAAGAAACAUACGAAAGCUACUCCGGGAGGAUCAGUUGGAGCCCGUUACCAAAGCAGCACAGCAGGAGGAGCUGGAGAGAAGAAAGCGUCUGGAGCAGCAGAGGAAAGAGUACGCAGCCCCGAUUCCCACUGUCCCUUUGGAGUUCCUGCCUGAGGAGAUUGUUUUACGAGCGAGUGAUGGUCCCCAACUCCCUCCUCGGGUCUUGGCUCAGGAAGUCAUUUGUUUGGACAGCAGCAGUGGCAGUGAGGACGAAAAAAGUAGUCGAGAUGAGGUGAUUGAACUGAGUUCUGGAGAGGAGGAUGCUCUGCACAUUGUGGACAGCAGUGAGUCUGUCAGCGAGGAGGACGAGGAAGAGGAGAAGGGUGGCACCCAUGUGAACGAUGCCUUAAACCAGCAUGAUGCUCUUGGGCGGGUCCUUGUCAACCUGAAUCACCCUCCAGAGGAGGAGAAUGUCUUCCUGGCCCCACAGUUGGCACGGGCUGUGAAACCUCAUCAGAUUGGUGGGAUCCGGUUCCUCUAUGAUAACCUAGUAGAGUCUUUAGAAAGGUUUAAGACCAGUAGUGGCUUUGGCUGUAUACUGGCCCAUAGCAUGGGUCUGGGGAAAACUCUGCAAGUGAUCUCCUUCAUUGAUGUCCUCUUCCGCCACACGCCAGCCAAAACAGUCCUUGCCAUUGUGCCGGUUAAUACUCUCCAGAAUUGGCUGGCAGAGUUCAACAUGUGGCUCCCAGCUCCUGAAGCCCUCCCAGCUGACAGCAAGCCAGAAGAAGUCCAGCCGCGGUUCUUCAAAGUUCAUAUCUUGAAUGAUGAGCACAAGACGGUGGCAUCUCGUGCUAAAGUGACGGCUGAUUGGGUGUCAGAGGGUGGCGUGCUGCUGAUGGGCUAUGAAAUGUACAGACUGCUCACCCUGAAGAAGUCCUUUGCCACAGGUAGACCGAAGAAAACCAAGAAACGCUCUCACCCAGUCAUUAUUGAUCUGGAUGAAGAAGAUCGACAGCAGGAGUUCCGGAGAGAGUUUGAGAAGGCCUUAUGCCGCCCUGGUCCCGAUGUGGUGAUUUGUGACGAGGGACACCGCAUCAAAAAUUGCCAAGCCAGCACCUCACAGGCUCUGAAGAACAUCCGUUCUCGUCGGCGGGUAGUGCUGACUGGGUACCCUCUACAGAACAACCUCAUUGAGUACUGGUGCAUGGUGGACUUUGUGCGCCCAGAUUUCCUUGGUACUCGUCAGGAGUUCAGCAACAUGUUUGAACGCCCUAUCCUGAACGGGCAGUGUAUUGACAGCACACCUCAGGAUGUCCGCCUCAUGCGCUACCGGAGCCAUGUUUUGCAUAGCCUCCUGGAGGGCUUUGUGCAGAGGAGAGGCCAUACUGUGUUGAAGAUUCACCUCCCUGCCAAAGAAGAGAAUGUGAUCCUGGUGCGGCUUUCUCAGAUCCAGCGAGAUUUGUACACACAAUUCAUGGACCGUUUCCGGGACUGUGGUAGCAGUGGCUGGUUGGGGCUGAAUCCUCUGAAGGCUUUCUGUGUGUGCUGCAAGAUCUGGAACCAUCCUGAUGUUCUGUAUGAAGCCCUUCAGAAGGAAAACCUAGCCAAUGAGCAGGACCUAGAUGUGGAAGAGCUUGGCUCAGCAGGGACCAGUGCCCGUUGCCCAUCACAGGGCACAAAAGUCAAGGGAGAAGAUAGCACCUUGGCUUCCUCAAUGGGAGAAGCAACCAAUAGCAAGUUCCUCCAGGGAGUUGGCUUUAACCCUUUCCAGGAGCGAGGCAAUAACAUAGUUACGUAUGAAUGGGCCAAGGAUCUCCUGACUAAUUACCAGACUGGAGUCUUGGAAAAUUCUCCCAAGAUGGUACUUCUUUUCCACCUGAUUGAAGAAAGUGUGAAGCUUGGGGACAAGAUCCUUGUGUUUAGCCAGAGUCUGUCUACCUUGGCUCUCAUCGAGGAGUUCCUAGGGAAACGAGACGUGCCCUGUCUACCUGGGGCCGAGGGGCAGGGAGCCCAGAAGUGGGUUCGAAAUGUCAGCUACUUCCGGCUAGAUGGUAGCACCCCUGCCUUCGAGAGAGAGCGGCUCAUUAAUCAGUUCAAUGAUCCCAGCAACCUCACCACCUGGUUGUUCCUUCUUUCCACAAGGGCCGGAUGCUUGGGUGUGAAUCUGAUUGGUGCCAACCGAGUGGUGGUCUUUGAUGCUUCCUGGAACCCUUGCCAUGAUGCCCAGGCAGUUUGCCGGGUGUACCGCUAUGGCCAGAAAAAGCCCUGUCACAUCUAUCGCCUUGUGGCUGAUUAUACUCUUGAGAAGAAGAUCUAUGACCGGCAGAUUUCCAAGCAGGGCAUGUCAGACCGGGUAGUGGAUGAUCUCAACCCAAUGCUGAACUUUACCCGGAAGGAAGUGGAAAACCUGCUGCACUUUGUUGAGAAGGAGCCAGCUCCCCAAACAUCUUUGGAUAUAAAGGGGAUCAAGGAGUCAGUCUUGCAGCUUGCCUGUCUGAAGUACCCUCACCUUAUCACCAAGGAGCCUUUUGAGCAUGAGUCAUUGCUCCUCAACCGAAAGGAUCACAAGCUGACCAAAGCUGAGAAGAAAGCAGCAAAGAAAAGCUACGAGGAGGACAAGCGUACAUCAGUACCCUAUACUCGCCCAUCGUAUGCGCAGUAUUACCCUGCCAGUGACCAGAGCCUGACCAGCAUCCCUGCCUUCAGUCAGAGGAACUGGCAGCCAACACUGAAGGGUGAUGAAAAGCCUGUGGCCAGUGUUCGUCCUGUACAGUCCACCCCCAUCCCCAUGAUGCCCCGGCAUGUCCCCCUCAGUGGCAGUGUAAGCGCUGCCUCCAGCACAAAUCCAUCCAUGAACUUCCCCAUCAACUACUUGCAGCGGGCAGGAGUCCUUGUGCAGAAAGUGGUCACCACAACAGAUAUUGUUAUUCCUGGACUCAACAGCUCCACAGAUGUUCAGGCAAGAAUCAAUGCUGGUGAGAGCAUCCAUAUCAUACGGGGGACGAAAGGGACAUACAUCCGCACCAGUGAUGGACGGAUCUUUGCUGUCCGGGCGACUGGCAAACCAAAGGCCCCUGAAGAUGGUCGGAUGGCUGCCUCAGGUUCCCAGGGGCCUUCUCUUGCAUCCACAAGCAAUGGCAGACACAGUGCCUCAUCACCCAAAGCCCCUGACCCUGAGGGGCUGGCCAGGCCCGUCUCUCCUGACAGCCCAGAGAUCAUCAGUGAGCUCCAGCAGUAUGCAGAUGUGGCCGCUGCCCGGGAAUCCCGCCAGAACUCCCCAAGCGUCAGUGCCGCCCUGCCUGGCCCCCCCGCCCCACUCAUGGACAGCAGCACCGUUCCUGGGACAGCUCUUGGAACUGAGCCAUACCUUGGGGGUCAUUGCCUCAACAGUUCCCUCUUGGUGACUGGCCAGCCCAGUGGUGGCAGGCACCCAGUGCUGGACCUAAGGGGCCACAAGCGAAAGUUGGCCACUCCAUCUGCCACCCAGGAGUCAGUCCGUCGGCGGUCCAGGAAGGGCCAUCUGCCAGCCCCCGUGCAGCCCUAUGAACACGGGUAUCCAGUUUCUGGCGGGUUUGCCAUGCCACCCGUCUCCUUAAAUCAUAACCUCACCACCCCCUUCACCUCCCAGGCUGGGGAGAAUUCCCUGUUUAUGGGCAAUACCCCCUCCUACUACCAGCUGUCCAAUUUGCUGGCAGAUGCCCGCCUGGUGUUUCCAGUGACUACUGACCCUCUGGUACCAACAGGCCCUGUCAGUUCCUCUUCCACGGCUACCUCAGUCACUGCCAGCAACCCCUCCUUCAUGCUCAACCCCUCUGUGCCAGGGAUACUACCCAGCUACUCACUCCCAUUCUCACAGCCACUCCUGUCCGAGCCGAGGAUGUUUGCGCCUUUCCCCUCCCCUGUCUUGCCCAGCAACCUUUCUCGGGGCAUGUCUGUCUACCCAGGCUAUAUGUCCCCACACGCAGGCUACCCAGCUGGUGGCCUCCUCCGGUCCCAGGUGCCUCCAUUUGACUCCCAUGAGGUUGCCGAGGUGGGGUUCAGCUCCAAUGAUGACGAGGAUAAAGAUGAUGAUGUGAUAGAGGUCACUGGGAAAUAGCUGGGAUGCUCCUUCCCACCUCACUUGGGGCCCCUAGCAGGUUCCCACCAAACUGGAAGGCAGUGAACCUGGUCUUUCUGAAAAUAGGGUACUGGGCAGGAGGGAAAAGAAGACAAGAGUGGUUGGCCAUAAUGGCAGGGCUCAAUUGCUGUUUAUUAGAAAAAGAAAAGGAAAACAAACAAACAAAAACCCCAACAGAGCCGCAAUAGUGGGAAAUCAGGGACCGAAAUCAGGAAUGGAGGGGUAGCACAGCCUGCCUCUUUGCCUGCCUUGCUUAUGCUGGCUGCUUGUUUGCCAUCUGAGUGUAGAAGAGCUCAUAUCCUGUUCUGCCUUUGGGAACAUCGCACCCAAGAGCUGCCUUACUGAGUGACUUAGUUUGGCCUGGGGAUGGGAGAAGAGGGAGGGAGAUGAGGGCGGGCAUGGGGAGCAGACGAAGACUCCAUAUCACAUGGUAUCUUUUUAGGAGGUUGAAAGGAUGCAGACCAGGGUGUGUGUGUGUGUGUGUGUGUGUGUGUGUGUGUGUGUGUGAGAGAGAGAGAGAGAGAGAGAGAGAGAGAGAGAGAGAGAACACGUAUGUAGCAGAAUGGGUGAAGGUGGGAGGGGAGGGAGGGGAAAACUAAGAUAAACUAAAAGGAAAUGAAUUUAUCUUUUUUGGAGUAUAAAUCAGAGUGUGCUGGUUUAUGGCUACUAAAUUGAACAUCAGAAUGAGUCCAGGAGAAGAGCCACGGGCGUCAGUUUCCUUCAGAUAGGUGAAGAGAAGACCAGGCUAACUGAGUCCCUAGUUUUCAGAGCCACCUUGGUUUAACUUGCGGGGAGAUCAUGAGAGGGAGAGCAUUUCCAAUCUCUGACUCUUUCCACAGUGGCCGCCUCUGAGCAGAUGUCUCUUUCUACAUGGGCUGGAAGUGCACUGCAGCGAAGUUAGUUUUCUGUGGUGGCUAGAAAAGACAGGCUUCACCAGGACAACUCAGCCCCUUAGGCUGCCUGUGCUGGUGGCCUUUCCUCGUUCCCUCCCUGUUAGAGAGCUCCAUGUUAAUUUAUUUCUUAUGGGCAAUUAUUUAUUAUCUUCAUUUGGGGGCAGGGGUGGUAGGGGAGGUUAUAAGGAAGACAGGAGAUAGUAAAGGAUAUUCUAAGAUAUUCCAGACCCCCUAGCUACUGGCAAAAAAGGGUCCCAGAUGGGUGGUGAAUUAAUUGACCAGGGAAAGAGAAUUAGAAUCAACCAGGUGUCGGAUUAAACAACUGUGUCGUGGGAAGCGGCCUCUCAGGAAAAUCAGGAGCCUGAGAUUGGCUGGUUGGGGGCGGUGAGAUUCAUUCCGCAGAAACUGAAACUUGGGAUCAUGGACUUUGCUACUGGGAAGUAUAUAACCUCCACAUUUGGAACUGUUGUCUUCUAUGAUGAUUUUACAGGCCAGUUCUCUGCUGAAUAGUGAAACUGGAUAGGUAGCUGCUGGGUUGAGGUAAUGGACUAUUGAUUUCCAGUUGGGAAUUGUCUUGGCCUCCCCAGCAUAUCAGGUGAUCGGUGUGGGCCUGGUUUCUGUCCCCUCCAUCUUCUCUGAAGGAUCAUGGGGAAGCAUUUUCUCUCUCUGUAGGAUCCUAAGUCUGGCUUUUGUUAUAAAAGAACACAUGAGUCAUUCUGAUCUCCCUUUCCUUCUUCCAGAUGUAAGGGCAGGGGAUGUAGUGCUUAAACAUAAACACUGGCCGUUUUCCUGGUAUGUACUGUGUCUUAUAGCCCCCCUGCCCCCUGAAUAUUUCCAGGCAGUUCUUUGUGGUGAAUAACACACAUGAUGGUGCCUGACAUUACCACCUUCCCUUGGCUCCAACUUGAUUGGGCAACUGCUAAAUCUGUCUCCUAGUCCAAGAAGUAUCUUAACCUCCUGCGACUCUUGACUAGCAAUUUCCCAUUAUUGGGGGGAACAAGGGAGCCUCAAGGCAGACAGACACUAUGGGUUUCCUCAGAGAGACAAGGAGAUGGCUGAUGGGGUGUGUGUGUACUGUCCAGUAACACCAAAAGUGGACCUUUCUCUGUUUUCAUACGCACCCUGUCAGACACUUAACUCUUCUACUCAUAGAAGCCUUAGAUCUACAAUUUAGCUAUGCAAAUUAUUUUAAUAAUUUAAAAAUAGCAGUUCCAACCAGUGCUUUCUCUGUGAAAUGUAGCCCAAGAAUGGCUAGUCAAGGCUUUUUAAUUUGCGUGGGCUCUUAGGUUGAGGCUGGUGUAGUGGGAGUCAGCCAGUCCAGAUCUCUAUAAUCUGAAGAACACACACAGAACUUGGGUUACAUGGAUGCUUCUCAGACCUUGGAACACUGAGCUCCCAGACUUGUGUGUGUCUGUGUCAAGUGUGUCUGUGUUUCUGUCUGUGUGUUACAUGGAUGUCUCUCAGACCUUGGAACACUGAGCUCCCAGACUUGUGUGUGUCUGUGUGUAUACCCUGCCAGCCAGGGAAACGUGUGUUUCUGUGUUCAGAAAGGAAAUCACUAGAAAUCAUUUCAGUAGGGAACUGAAACCAGUCAAUUUUUAAGCUGCAAGGAAGUAAAUGGGUAUUCUGGGAGACAGCAUGUGUCUGCUCUAUACUCCGUCAUUCCAGGGCUUCAACUCACUGCAGCUUAGCAGAGGCCGUAACUCUAGGCAAGGCUCCUGGUUAACGAAGGCUUUUUGUGAUAAUGUGCACCUUCUGUUGUAUAGGGGUGGGAGUGAGUAGCAUAUUAAUUCCAUGGGCUUUGGCACCCAUACCUCCCACCUGACAAACCGAAAAUAUCUGGCUUUUCCUGUGGGCUAGUGGGGAAAUGUGUGUGCACACCAAACAUGAGCAUGUGAUGAGGGGAGUAAGGGACUUACAGAUCUUACUGUACUUAGAUUGGAAGCCUUUGGUGGUAAGUGGUCAUGCUGGCUUACGCUUGAAAUCUUAGACCUCAAGAAGCUGAGACAGGAAGAUCAGCUUGGUCUACAUACACAGUGAGACCCUGGGGAAAGGCAGACAAAGAUCAGGCUCAUGCAUUUUCUCUCACUAUUUCUAUUUGUCUUUCAUGGAGUCCAGUCACUCUGGUAUAUUCUAAAUUCUUAUUCUAGGGAACACUACUAAAUGUUGCCAGAUGACACUUGAGAUACUUGAUUCCCUUUUCUUCUGUCUGUUCCCUCGGGUAGGGAUGGAGUAGCUAUUCAAGAAAAGGAGGAAGUGAACCAUGUUGGUCAGAUCCUUCUUGAUGGCUUGCUUAACUCUGAAGUCCUCGGCCCUUUGAGUUAUGCUACUUAAGUGUUUCCUGGCUUAAAGAUAAUUCUGUCUGGCCCUUGGAACUCACUUUUCUAGGAAUUAAUGGGUAGAUUAUAUAUUUGUGACUUACAACUAAAAAUGAAGUUCCCCACUCUGGGAGCAUGAACAAAGAGCUGGGGAAUGUUUCGCUGGUUAGUUGAAACAAAGCACCAGCCAUAUAGAUGGGACCGCUGGUAGCAGGCAGUAUCUAAGCCUGACACUCAUUGCUCUGGAGCUGAGUCCUCCCACAGGGAAAGGUUUCCUGGAGGCUUUACAUUCCUUGUUUCCAGACUCUUGCUUCCCACCUCCCUUUGGUUUCUACAUGAUGAGUCCUGAGCCAUGGCUUUCCGUGCAUUCAACCAGGUUGCUCUCUCCCUGCCAUAGCUGCUGAGAAGUCUCCCUUCCCCCAAAAGAUGACUAUGGCUCCUCUGCUGUCUAAUUCCCAGGAAACCAGCACCUCAAGGCCGAUCUGAAAAUGCUGUGCUGCCCAUUGCUCACCAUCAGACUCUGUUCCUUCCCACUGACUCCUCUGCCCCUGUGUAUUCAAUUGCUGUAAUCCCUCAAUGUCUGUUCUGUGCCACUGGCUUGGCUCUAGGCCUUUUAUGGAUACCUGAGUCCUAGAAUGAUGAACUAAGCAGGCAGUGUCCACCCUCUUUGCUUUUCAGGGACCCAAGUCUGCGCCUUUCCCCUGCCACAAGUCUGUUUGCUGUAGUCAUCUGGUGUGCUGGGGAGAGAGGGCCAGGCAGGCUGCAUAAUCUACAGUGUAGAGGGCUGAGGGAGGUUUGGGCACUCUGCCGCCACUGCUAGGAUGAUGAUCAGAUGAGAGGGGACCUCAUACUGUGACCUGACCCAGGACCCCCCCUGGAAGAGAGUUCAGCCCGGCUGUGUUUGAGUGAGUGUGUGUAUGCGUUUGCAUGUGUGUGCUCAUGUGCACUGUGGUGUAAAAUGACUGUUAUCUGGUUGUGUAACUCAGGGUAGGCUGGGGACUCACCAGAAGAAUCCCUCCAGCCUGCCCCAAACAGGUUUUUUUCCUUGUACCCUCUUCAGAGGGAUCAGAGAGAGGGUCCAGGUGGGUUGAAGGGGUUGUAAUGGAUAACCACUAAGGCCACACUGCUGCCAGAGGAGCUGGGGGAGGGGGGAGGAGAUGAGGUUGCCCCAAGGCCCUGGUACCUGGCUUUAGUUUUCUGUCUUCUUUCCUCAGGACGCCCCUGAGGCCCGGGACCUGUGCCUGGCUUAGAGGACCAUCUGUGGCUGGGUGAUCCAGCUGCUGGUGUGAUCAUGGGCUUCCCUCUCUCUCAGCUGGGCAGGCACUUCUGCCCCAGAGACUGGGCAACUGGCUGUUUCUAUGACGUAUUUAUUUUUACUUGUGUUUCAUGUCACUUUUUUAAAAAAGCAAACAGAACAAUUGUAAGUCAGUAUAACUGCCUAUCAGUUUUCUUUAUUUCUCUUUUUGUAAAAUAAAAUUUAAACUCAA